Paraglomus occultum is the source of this 2343-nucleotide messenger RNA. The record is from the annotation of a GenBank genome assembly. Lineage: Eukaryota; Fungi; Glomeromycota; Glomeromycetes; Paraglomerales; Paraglomeraceae.
AUGGAUUUAUUUGUUGAUAGUCGGAUGACUCCCUCUGUGAUAAGCGACGAGGCGCAUAUAUCUGAUUUAAUUACGAAAAAAUUAAUGCGAGAGAACAAAUCCUCAACGAAAGCAUUACGGUUCGCUACUUUGUUUAAUAAGCUGCAAGCUCAGACAAUACUAAAACGAAAAUGGGCUGUUCUUUACUUCCUAAUGUCGGUCAGCGAACAAUCAAACGAUGGAGAUGCAUCAAAAUUAGCAACAACUUUAUUCGAUCAGACAUUCUCGCAUCGGGGUCUCGAAUCUAUCUCACACGAGACGGGUAAAGUCACAGAGACGCAAAAUACAUUCAUAUCAAAUGUGAACCCAACAUCUAUUCAGGAGACAAUAAAAGAGCCAGUGUAUAUGCAAGAAGAUGAACAGUACUACGAUUUACCACCCAGAGUGGUUUUACAAAAGAAAGUUGCAGAAGCAGAGAACACCAUGUAUGAGAUAUCUGAGGCUCUCCUUUUACGCGACAUUGUAUUCGUAUUUCAAGGCAUUGAUGGACAAUACAUAAAGUUUGAUAAGACGACAGGGUCAUAUUUGGUCGAUUCGAAGAUUGGUGUUCAAAGAUCGACUCGAGAGUUAAUAUCAAGACUUUCGGAAAUGGGAUGUCUUUACCGGAAAGUUCAUGCUUUCGUAAACGACAGUAUUGAUGACAUAUCAAUUGGCCUUGUUGGGCAGGCCUUUUGUUCUGCAUUACAACGUGAACUGACAGAAUAUUACAAACUAAUGGCCAUUCUUGAAUCACAAAUUACCAAAGAGGUCGACACUAAUCUGUCCACUCAAUCUAUUCCAUUGUCUUUAAAACGAAUGCUUGUUUCAAUAAACGAGUCAGCAGAAAAAUUAAGAUUGAUGGCUGUGUUGGUUGAUGGAUGUGCUAGGCAGAAGGGAGGCGCACUGGUGUCAUAUAUUUACAUGCAUACAAAUCACGGAGACCCGUUUAGGCACGAGUUUGUGGAGCAUAUUCUAGAAGAGGUCUCAAAACCCUUCUACGAAAUGCUCCAAAGCUGGAUAUAUGAGGGCGAAUUGGAAGAUCCGUUUGAAGAAUUCUUUGUUGGCUGUGAUCAGACCGUAGAAGAGGAAGAUUUAUGGCAGCACAAAUACUUUAUGCGUACAGAUAUGCAACCUUCGUUCAUUAGUCCAUUAUUGGCAAAGAAGAUUUUUUCCAUUGGCAAAUCAUUAAAUUUCAUAAGAUACAGUUGCCAUGAUAAUGACUUGGUUACUGGAAAAGGGAAAAGCACAAAAUCCGUUCUGAAAUAUGGUGACGUCAUUGCUCUUGAACACUCGAUCGACGCAACGUAUACAAAAACGAGUAAACGGUUAUUGGACAUUUUAUUUACAAAGUAUAAACUAAUGGAACACCUUGCUGCAUUGAAACGGUAUCUGCUUCUUGGACAGGGAGACUUUGUGCAGUAUCUUAUGGAUCAAUUGGGGUCCGGCCUCUCGAAACCAGCAAAUACGCUACAUCGUCACAAUCUGACUGGUACACUAGAAGCUGCAAUCCGUGCAUCUAAUGCUCAGUAUGAGGAUCAAGAUAUUCUCCAACGCUUAGAUGUUCGUCUUGCCAAUAUUUCUGCAGGUGACGUUGGCUGGGAUGUGUUCUCCCUCGAUUAUCACGUCGACUCGCCCAUAAACACCAUUUUUACUCCACCGGCAAUGAUUCUAUAUACCGAAUUAUUCCGCUUUCUCUGGCGCUUAAAACGGGUUGAACACGACCUUUCCGCUGCGUGGCGUCGUCAAAUGACAUGUGCACGUACUUUGGCGCAGAUACCAGAGAUGGAAAAGGAUAUUAACAACAGCCGUCUCGUAUGUAGUGAGAUGAUACAUUUUGUGUACCAAUUACAGUAUUACUUGUUAUUUGAAGUGGUCGGAUGUUCUUGGGACGUGUUAGAGACUGAUAUCAACAAAAAGAGUGGAGAUUUGGACUCUCUCAUCGAGAUGCAUAAUAGAUACUUGAACGAUAUCACAACGAAGGGAUUUUUGAGGACUUCGGAUCAGGAUUAUUUACCAAGUGUUUUGAAGAUAAUUGGGUUCAUAUUGCAAUACAAGAACGUUCUGGAUGAAUUAUAUAACUUUGUAGUCAAAGAGUUGAUGCGUAGAGAGCAUUCGAAUAUUCAACCGUCAAGAAAGGGAAAGUCUGAACGAGAGGCACGGGAAGCAUUCCUUCCCAUUCAAAGGAAGCUCGGGGAGGUUGCUAGCAGUUUUAAGGGGGAGCUAGUAAAUUUGUUAGCAGAACUCGCAAAUCACAAGGAUACUGAUUUUAGAUUCCUCAGUGUCCGUCUUGAUUUUAAUGAAUUUUACAGUGCACAAAAAAAGUAA